AAAUCGCAAAAUUAAUAUCAAGAAAGUAAAAACAUUAGUUAAUAUUGUCAAUGUUCAAAAAUGUCAAAGUCAGUUUUGUAGAAAGUCAGUGUUGCACAUGUCGAAGAUCAUUUCCCCAAAAAGCCUCUACUGAAAAAACAUUACGUAACGUUUAAAAUAAAUGUAAGUAAACUGAUUAGUAAUAAUUGUAACGCGCUUAUCAACCGCUAACGAGUUUGUCACAUAAAAGUGGUGAAAACCUGCAAAACUAUCCGACGUUUUAACGAUACAAUGUGACCGCAAUUUCGUCUAGCUAUUUUGGGUUCGAAAAUAAAAAAAUAAGACGCAGUAAAACGGCUAGAUUACGCGUUUUAAGCGUGUUGAGGUUAGGUCGUGGUGGAGAAUGCUACGAAAUGAACAGUUGCUGUUUGCAUGUUAGAUGUUUAUUAUUGAGUGAAGACCUUUCUCGCACAACAACACAAUGGCAGCUUAUUUAAAUCGCACUGUUUCAAUGAUGUCCGGGGAUGGUCCUCACAAUCGUCCGAUUAUAGUCGGAGGCUCCAGUGAUCUUCGUCAUCCGGUGAUUAGAAACGGCGCUGACAACUCUCCUUUGCAGAUAUUCGUUCGGGCGAAAAAGAAAAUUAACGAUAUUUUCGUUGAAAUUGAAGAUUAUGUUAAAGAUACCGUUAAUUAUAUGCACGAAUUGGAGAAGCAACAACAAAUUAUUGAUGGAAAUUCGGUUAAGAAAUCGGAAGAAUUUGUUAAUAAAGUUCAUGGUAUUCGAGAUGUUUUGGCUCGCGAUCACAUGAAAGUAGCUUUUUUUGGGAGGACAUCGAAUGGAAAAAGCACGGUUAUUAAUGCAAUGUUACGCGAUAAGAUCUUACCAAGCGGAAUAGGGCACACUACAAAUUGUUUUUUACAAGUCGAGGGAUCUCCUAAUGAUGAGGCUUAUUUAGUUUUGGAAGGAAGCGAUGAAAAAUGUUCUGUAGAAUCCGUUGGGCAACUCGCCCAUGCUUUGUGUAAAGAGAAAUUGAGUGAAUCACAAUUAGUCCGGGUGUUUUGGCCAAGAAAUCGUUGCUUUCUUUUACGCGACGAUGUUGUUUUUGUUGAUUCCCCUGGUGUUGAUGUUACCCCAAACUUAGACGAAUGGAUCGAUAAGCAUUGUUUAGAUGCCGAUGUGUUUGUGCUGGUUGCGAAUGCUGAAUCUACACUGAUGGUUACGGAGAAAAAUUUCUUUCAUAAAGUGUCAACGAAACUUUCUAAACCAAACAUAUUUAUUUUGAAUAAUCGUUGGGAUGCUUCGGCGAAUGAACCGGAAUUUUUAGAUCAGUUGGAUGAACAGGCACAGGUGAGUUAUAAACAAUUAAAUAAAUAAACACCUUGCUGCCAUUAUCACUGCUAAAAAGCUUACUGGUGUGAAGUUAUCCAUAAAUUCCAGCCAUAAACUUAAAACGUUAAUAAUUCUGUAACCAAUACGAUUUGGGUCGCCAAAU
This is a messenger RNA of Onthophagus taurus, 1472 nucleotides long. The record is from RefSeq and is a predicted model, not a curated record. NCBI's taxonomy places the organism in Eukaryota, Metazoa, Arthropoda, Insecta, Coleoptera, Scarabaeidae.